Molecule: messenger RNA, 2005 nt
Organism: Westerdykella ornata
Lineage: Eukaryota; Fungi; Ascomycota; Dothideomycetes; Pleosporales; Sporormiaceae
Exons: 2
Coding region: 135-1712 (525 amino acids)
Source: RefSeq, a predicted model, not a curated record
CUCUCAAUACCGACUUUCCCGUCUCUUCAUUCCCAUAUCACAUCUUGAGCUCCUUUGGUGGCAGUUGCAAUGGAUUCGAUAACCUUAGUAACCUUCCCUUGACUGACAGACACGGUCCCAUUGGGAUUGCAGCUAUGACAACGAGGGAGAGAAAGAGCUCCGACCUCUCAAGUCGACUGAGACGGCCGUUGAAAGCUAGCUCUCAGCCUUCCAAAGCUCUCAGUUCUUCGACGAUCAGUACUCCGCCGAAGGCUGCUAUAGCAUCGGUUCAGGCGAAAAAGGAGGACAUUCAUCGCAGGAAGAACCCCUUCCAAAGAAUGCUUCGCCAGAAUGAGAGCAGGAGUAGAUCAUGUGACGGCCCGAAUGGACCAGAUCCGGAUAUCUUCACCUCAGCCAUGAGUAGAAGGCACCUGCAAGACGGAAGGGAUGCGAGUACAGAUGCACAGGUCAAAGGAAAUGAUUAUCCCAAGACGAAAGAGCGCGCUGCAGAUCUAGUAGAGGCUUUGGCUGCUGCCAAGGCAGAAAUAGAUGCGCUCAAAGCAGAAUUGGAAAGAGCAAGGCACUAUAACCCCGCAUAUGGGGAUCCUGCGACUGGAGAUAAGACUGCGGUUGACGCACCGUGGCUGCCUUCGAAAUAUCCUCAGCCUGACAUAGUGUCUUCGCCUGGCCGCUCGCUCAAUGGGGCAGAUGCAAGUCUGCUGGAACAGAACUACGAGUUGCGACAGCAAGUAACGCUUCUCGAAAAGCAGCUUACCGAACAGGACGCGAUGUACCGGGCAAAGCUAGAUCGGCAUAUGCAUAGUCGACGUGCCGAAUGGGAGGAGCUCACAGCACGGCUUCACUACGCGGAAAAAGAGUCCCGAGAGCGAUUGCAACAAUUGCGCGAUCUGAAACAGAGCAUAUCGCGAUUGAUGAAAGCUGAUAGCCAAAUCACCGACGGCGAGCUCGUCGAGGGAGUGGACAAACUCUAUCACCGAAUCCGUGAAUGGGUUGUCAGUAACUUCCGAAGAUCGAAGCUCACGUACGACCAGGUCCCGGCUGAGGGAGCAAAGGUCUUGGACAGGAUAUAUCCAGCAUACCGGCAGCUCAAGCCCAGCGAUCGCCUUCCACUCUAUCAGUCCAUAGUAGCUCAUGCUUUAAGAGAGAUCUUUGAGGAGAAUGUUGUCCUAGGAUUGCCUGCAAGCGGACCGCUGGCGCCCAUCCGUCAGCUCGCAACUUGCAUUCAAGGUGCAGGGAGCGAAUUCGGUGACUGGCGUAGAGCAACGAUUCGAGCAUUGGAGAAGAGUGGCAUGAAGCAUAUUGUUGGCGAAGAGAGGGCAAAGAUGCUCCAUCAGCUUUCGGCAGAUAUCGAGCGCCAACUGUUUGCUCUCACUUCGACCCAACUAACACGUAAUGCGAAAUCGGAAUUACUGGCCAUUGUGCAUUCGACAGCGGACUUGCAACAUGCGUUGCUUCUGCAAAAGGCACGCUAUCGGUUGCGCUUCUUCAGUCACGAUGGGAAUACACAAAUAUUCUUUGAUGACAGAAAGAUGGAGCCUGUCAAUGAUGUCGAAGAUAGACCCGUUGAACAGGGAGGAAUGGCGAUUGAGCGCACCUUCGGCUUUUGCGUCUUUCCCUGCAUCGAGAAAUUCGGCAAUGAGUUCGAAGAGACAAACCACAUCCGGAAUGUUCUGCUACGGGCUAGAGUCUGGUCUGCUCCGACUCCUGAUUAGCAAGUAUGUCUUUGAUGCAGUGGCACAGUAGGGACAGCAGAUUUGGUGUGCAUCAGAUAUCAGCAUGCCGCCAGCCUUCCCACGUCGACACCAGGGCCGUCCUUUCCCGAUCGUGUUGGAAUGGUGAUAGAUCUGCCAGGGUGGUUGAUGUGAAAAGAAUGAUUAUUGAGUCACCAUUGAAAACAGGGGUGCUGACUAACACACGUCGCGUGGAUCUGCCAAGGUCGAUCAAAGCUUGGGCCAGCAUCGUACACGCGACGCGACUUCGACAACUGCUCCUUCAAUCCGCGAUG